GAAAAGUUGGCGAAAGACAAGGCUCGAAUGCUUCAGCGACACUCCCAGUCUUACGAGACUGACGAUGAUAAACGUUCGCAUAAGAAACAUGGAAGUCGAGACAACUCUCCGACUGCUUCCGAGCGUAGUACAAGAAAAGGAAAAGAUAGGAAAUCUAUAUUGAAGACAACAGACGAUGAUGAUGGUGGUUUUCAAGGACCUAGAGUUAGCUCCCUUGGAUCUACACCAGAUAUUUCUACAGCUGUUAGUGAAAGGGCGGCAUCAAACAAAUUCACUUACUGCUCACCUGCAGAACUGUCUCAAAAUAUAGCUCUAAGAUCAGACAAUCCUAGAAGCCAUGGCUCACAUGGAAAUCACCCCAGAUCUCACAGGCAACGUAGAAUGCGAGAUUACGAUUCUGAUACAGGUUACAGAAGUGACCAAGAGCUUAUCAAAUUCCGCCAACAACAACAACAAAUGUACCAAAGACUUAACGACAAUUAUAGUGAAAUAGUGCCAGUGACUCGACCAAAAGGUCGUAGACGUGACGGUUAUUCUAGUGACCUUGAAGGAUAUUCACAAAGGUCAAUGGGUGCUGCAUAUCAUGAAACUAGUGCUGUUGAUAAUAGGAAUUUAAGUAAUCGAAAUAAUUCAUUGACUCGUAGUUUUACGUAUGACACGAACCAGCAGAGUUCGCCAACCAAGUCUCAUUCUCAAUACUCACAUAGUGAAACAGUAAGAAAUGACGAACUGUAUGAACAAAACAUGGCCGACCCGAGUUUAAGUCAUUACCCAUCAUCCUCUCCUAGUCCUUUACAAAGAAGAAACAUUGUUGACCAAUCAACACCAUUGACACCUAAUCCAACGAGGAGUAAUUAUAAAAGUAAUGAUAGCUCCGAGUUUGAGUUAAAGAAAGAUUUGUUUAAUGCCCAGGAUCACCAUAGAAAUGAUGGAAUUAUUGAUCCUGAAAACAGAUAUAUGCCAAAUACUUCUGUGCAAUCUCAGGGAUCCAAUAGAGAUGAUAGCAGGCCAGUACCACCUUACAAACCUGCCCCGCCAUAUCCCUCAUCACCAGGGCAACGAAAACUACCACAAACACCAAACAGAACUUCGCCUUACGGUGUUUCAAUGUAUGAUCGACAAACCAGGAAUUCUCCAAUGAAGGACUUUCACCAACGAAUGCCAGAUAUUAAGGAAUCUAGAGACAGUAACACAUCUUUAAAUAGAUCAAGGUCACAGCUGAAUGGUAGAAAUAGUGACCUUGACAUGGAGGAUUAUAGAAAUAGUGACAAUUACAGUAGAAGUAACUAUGCUGAUAAUGUGCAAAGUGAUUCGCCACGGACAUCAACGUCGGACAGUGCUAACGUGUCAAGAACGUUUAUAGGUGCUCACCAAGGUGAUGUCACAUCAGCGUCAUCAAAAGAUUCUGGUAACUAUAGUUACCAUGACAGAACACUAGGUGAAUCACCAGUGAAUUUGAGAAACUCGCCUUUAACAGGUGUACAGGAAAGACGAGGCUCGCGGAAUUCUCCUUUAGAUUAUAUUCAUGAUCCACGGAGGAAUUUUGACAGAUAUGAUCAUUCUUUCCGUGAACCAACAACUGUACAUAUACCAACUAGGUACGAUGAGAUAGCUAUGUAUAAAAGUGAUGAACCACCAUCUCAAGUAUCAAGUUCUACUGAUAGUGGAUAUGGGCAUAAUUUGUUUGAAAAAAUGCUCGAGACGCAGAGAUUCUCAGGAAAUUCUAAAGGAUCACCGUCUCCGGAUCACUUUAAUUCGGAUUCAAAUACUUCCUCCUCCCAACCGGAUGGUGCUGGUCAGUAUUCAAGGGGAGCAACUCCUGUCAAUAAUGGUGACCCACAAAUAAGAGACGCGUCUAAUCAGGGACAGAGAUUUGAUAGGUUUCGUGUGACUAUAACAAAGAAUCCAGGGUUAGGUUUCAGCAUUGCAGGCGGCAAAGGGACUUAUGGGAAUCCCUUUAGGCCCACUGAUUUGGGUAUAUUUGUGACAAAGAUACAGCAAGGUGGACCAGCCGCCUCUACUCUGAAAAGAGGAGAUAAAUUAUUAGAGGUUAAUGGUCAAGAUUUCACUGCAAUUCAGCACACACAAGCUGUAAAUGUGCUGAAGUCAACGGGUAGUUCUGUACAACUUUGUGUAGAAAGGGAGAUAACUAGUUGACAGGAGGAGCAGCAGGCUAUUACCUGGAUCUAGUCAUAACAUAGUAAUCUCCCUUUAUACAACACAACUUUAGUAGGAAUUUAGGUGCAGUUUGAAAAUGAAAUUUUAUUUUUUCAAUAGAAAGUUAGUUUCAAUUUGAUUUGAAAUUUCAUGUUAUAUAAGUCUGAGGAGAGUUUUAGAACUUGUUAUAGAUGCCUUAUCGGAAAGGAAUUUUAGAAUUUGUCAUAGAUGCCUUAUCUGAAGAAAUUUUUAUUACUUAUGUUUACAAUAUUUGACAUUUUAUAUUAAUUUAGGUCAUUGGAAACAUCUAAUUUAGAUUAUUGCCUUUGCUCUUUUACCUAAAGAUAACAAAUCUUACAAGAUUUUACUGUAUUUUUUUUCUAGAUUAUGUUUUCAGUUCAAAGAUACUAAAUUAAGUUUACGUAAGGCGUGAAUAAUUAAGCCUCAGCCUAUUGUGAAUAUCUUUUAAACUGAUUAUAAUGAAAUUUUUAACAAAAUUCAUGUAAACAAAAGUUUCGUCAGUAAUAAUUAAGCUCUGGAAUAGCAAUGGAUAUAUUUUAAAAAAAAAAGCUAGUUACGUUUCCUGGUAAGUUAUGACAAUAAGUUGUGUUGUUUAAAAGUAGUCCUGGUAUGCAUAGAUCUGGUAGAGCCUGCUGCACUUCUCAGGCACUCAUAUAUAUUGAAAUAAUUUGCCAUGUUUGUAUAUACAUGUAGUUUUUCAAUGUGAUCUCUUCAAUUUUGUUGUUGCUGCUGAUGAUAUAUAUUAUUGUUUUAUACUGACUUUUUUCCUUAUCUACUCUGUUAAAUGUUUUGAAUAAUAAAACUAAUUCAGAAUAAUUUAUUGACAAGAAACUUACCUUUGUACAUGCACUGUGAUGCCAUUAUUCAUAUUUAUAUACCUCUUUUAUGUGGCAUUUGGUUAUUUCCUUUAAUGUUUUAUAUCCAAUAUUUAGUUAACAAUGAAAAUAUAAAAAAAAUUCUCUACCAUACUCUAUAUUAAUAAUUAUUGAUUAUGUGAUACUGAAAUCUUCUUGACUUGUAAUUGAGUAUUACAUAUUCCGACAUGAAAAAUCCAUUGCAAAUAAUUAACCAUAGUUAAAUAAGGUUGAUAAGAAUAAGUUUUAAGUAAAGUAUGAUCGUUUUUAAACAAUGUAAUACCCUGUAUCCAUAGUAACUUAAUAAAGUAUGGGAUCUGAAAAAGAAUGUUGCAAACUUCUCAUCACUUGCCUCCCAUUGUUGUAGGUUUGAAUCCUGUCAGGCAUUUAGCAAUCUUUGCAAGUGAGGAAGUUGUUGUUUGAAUCCUGUCAGGCAUUUAGCAAUCUUUGCAAGUGAGGAAGCUGUUGGGCUAGAUUUUAGGGAUAUUAGUGAUACUAACCAUGAGCCGUUUUAUACCAGAAAUAAUGCAUAGGUGGACUUCCUCAGACAGUAUAAGAUAGAAAAUUGUCACCCUAGGCAGUGUCUGUGGAAUUUUUAAACUCAAUCAAAAAAAGUUGUCUUUAUUUAGACUUUCAACAUUCAGGUCUUUUUCUAAAGAUGUAAUAAAAUCUACAAGACAAAGAGCUGAAUUAGCCAUUUUAAUUGAGAGUUAUAUAAAGUUAAUAUUUGAUCAUGCGCAUGAAUUUUAUUUUUGAUUUCCUUUUGAAAGUUUUUCUUUCUAUUUUUCCUAUGAAUGUAAAAAAUAUAAGAUUCUACCUUGUUUUAGAGCUAUAUUUUUAUUGUAAAUAUGUAAUAUACAAUAUUAUUUAUUCUCAUUAACUUUAUGGUGCUACAUUAUUAAUGUAGUUAAUUGGGUUAUGUAUGUGUUCAUUACAACUUUAUAUUUCAUUUGAAUACAAGUUUUGCAAGCUUUGUUUUUAUUUGUAUAUCUUUUUCUCUUUUUUUGUGAAAAACAGAUGAAUGAAUAAUUUGUAUUGAAGAAAAAUCAACCCAGAUCAAAUGAAUUUGAAAAUUUGUAUUUAGAAAUUGUUCAUCAAUGUUUUGGCAAACAUUAAAAUGUUUAAUUCUCUAAUUUCAUUGAUGAAUAGUGUAAAAGUAUGCCAAUAAAAUAAAUUGUUUAUUUCAUGAUAUAUAACUUUAUUUAUUUUUUAUAUUUUUCACAUUUUUUUAUCAGAUUAUCUUUUA
Ruditapes philippinarum (Manila clam) is the source of this 4278-nucleotide messenger RNA. RefSeq names its product erbin-like. Gene Ontology annotation, biological process: neurotransmitter receptor transport, endosome to postsynaptic membrane; neurotransmitter receptor transport postsynaptic membrane to endosome. NCBI's taxonomy places the organism in Eukaryota, Metazoa, Mollusca, Bivalvia, Venerida, Veneridae. The record is from RefSeq and is a predicted model, not a curated record. Gene Ontology annotation, cellular component: postsynaptic density; adherens junction; postsynaptic membrane. Gene Ontology annotation, molecular function: protein binding.